AUGAAAUUACGUUCAAGAAUUACAAAUGAUAGUGGCAAAGAGAAAACAAAUAAUGUGAAGAAUGUUUUAAUAAAAGAAAAUACAACAGAAAAUGUUCAGGGAGAUGAUAAUUUUUGUAAUAAAAGAAAACGGCUGCACGAGGAUAGAUCAAAAAGACAUGUACUUGGGGAGCGUGAAAGUAAAUUAGCUAGGUCGAAAGAACAACAAACUGAUGUUUAUAGCAAACCAAAGUCUUCUAAAUAUUGUUGGCAAACUGAAGGUCGUAAUUCAACAAAACGUAAAAGAAUUUCUUCUGUUUCUUCAAGUAAUGAUCAUAAAAAAUUAAAACUUGCUUUGGAUAUGAAUGAUGUUGAUAAAGUACAAGAAUGCCCAAUUGAAAAAAAAUUAAAAACAACAGAAGAUUUAUAUGGAUUUCUUUUUUCUAACACAAUAAAAAAAGAUGCAGAAGGAGUUUUUGAUGAAGAUAGACUUCACACACUAUUAGAAAAAGAAAAAUAUCUACCGACUUCUUCUAUUGCCGAUUGUUCUCCAGCAUCAACUGAAGUAGAUUUAAAUUCAAGAUCUUAUUAUCAAUAUGUUAUUGUAGGUUUCGCUAUGGAUAAAUUUCAUUUUCGAUCUGAAACUGGACUACUUGCUAUGACUAUUUUUGAUGAUUGUUGGAGAUUGAAUCUUGUCAAUUCAAACAACUAUAGUUUAAUGAUUCUUGCUUCUGUUUAUAUUGCUGCAAAGUAUGAAGAAACAGAAUUACCUGCAAUUGAUGACUUUUCAAAAUAUGUCUUUCCUUCACAUACUAUAGAUGACAUUACUAAAACUGAAAUUUUUAUUCUUAAUGCUAUAAAUUUUAAUCUAGUACGUCCUCUAUCAAUUGAAAUAAGUAGAUACUUUGCACUCAACUUAGCAUAUCCGGAAAAAGGAAAUUUUAUUCUUGACUAUAUAUGUUUUGUAGUGGCAGCUGAUAAUAAAACAGCUCACCUUAAACCAUCGACAAUUGCAUCAUGUGCUGUGAUAAUUGCAUGUGAAUUAUUUAAUAUUUCUCCUGGUAACAACCGCAUAUUACUAAUGAAAGAAAUUACUAAAGAUAAUUUAUGCAAAGUGUUACCUUUAAUAUGUGAAGUUGUGAUUGAUUAUGUUCAAUUAUUUACUAAUGGGGGGAGAAAUAAAACAUAUAAUAUUAUCAAUAUUAUAUUUGAUAAAAAAAGAUAUGGCAAAUUGACAAGCUAUUUUUAUUCAAAAUUACCAAAACUUUUAGGAUUUUAUGAAGAUUUAACUGAAAAAUCUGAGAAAUAA
Molecule: messenger RNA, 1287 nt
Organism: Strongyloides ratti
Lineage: Eukaryota; Metazoa; Nematoda; Chromadorea; Rhabditida; Strongyloididae
Product: Cyclin, N-terminal domain and Cyclin-like domain-containing protein
Exons: 3
Coding region: 1-1287 (428 amino acids)
Biological process (GO): regulation of cyclin-dependent protein serine/threonine kinase activity; mitotic cell cycle phase transition
Cellular component (GO): cyclin-dependent protein kinase holoenzyme complex; nucleus; cytoplasm
Molecular function (GO): cyclin-dependent protein serine/threonine kinase regulator activity
Source: RefSeq, a predicted model, not a curated record